Brettanomyces bruxellensis is the source of this 2628-nucleotide messenger RNA. RefSeq lists its product as uncharacterized. Gene Ontology annotation, cellular component: SCF ubiquitin ligase complex. NCBI's taxonomy places the organism in Eukaryota, Fungi, Ascomycota, Pichiomycetes, Pichiales, Pichiaceae. Gene Ontology annotation, biological process: SCF-dependent proteasomal ubiquitin-dependent protein catabolic process. The record is from RefSeq and is a predicted model, not a curated record. Gene Ontology annotation, molecular function: protein binding. Bases 1 to 2628 code for a protein of 875 amino acids. The transcript has a single exon.
AUGUUGAAAGAUAAAACAAAGGGAAUGGCGGUUGCUGCAAGCAUGGGGUCGGCCAAAGUGGGUCGAAUAAUCAGCAAAAGGAGCAAUGUAGGCAAGCCAGGGCAUGGGAAGCGGAAAAUGCACAGGGCGGCACGAAAAAUGACGAAUGAAGAUAAGCUUGUUUAUUUGGAGGCAGGUGGAGGAGUUGGGCAUAUGAAACAUUUAAGAUCGACAAGAUUAGGAACUUCAGUAAGUUUAGCAAGAUCAAUAAAUCCAGGAAAUUCAGCAAAUCCAGGAAAUUCCGUAAAUCCAGGAAGUUCAGCAAGUUCAGCAAACCAAAGAAGUCCAGUAAGUUCAGCUGGUUCAACUUCAUCUUCUACAUUCUCUUCAACUACUUCAUUCACCCACUUGAAAUCACCAAAUGCACGAACUGAAGCCAGAAAGACGAACAAGGAACAGCCGCUUGCCGCAAUAGACAAGCAGAAGGACUGCAUCCCGCAGGUGGCGGAUCCCAAGCAGGAGUUGGAGAAAAUGUAUCGGAGUGUAAAAAACACUGCAGACAGCGAUAAAACACCAAAAACGCCUCCAAAAAGCGAGAAUAUGCAGCCAAGUAUGUCCCAAACGGAGUUGCUCGCACAGAUGGGCAACAUGGCGGCCUUCCAGAACGCACCAGCAGGAUUUUUGGAGACGCUCUGCGGGAACUUGCACGUGGCAAGGUACAGACCCGAGCAGUACGUGUUGAGAAAGAGGUGUAAGGACACAUCCUUACACUGGAUUUUGCAGGGCAGUGCGCGGCUCACCAUGCUUUCUGGUGCAGGCGAGGAGGUGCACGGAGAAAUUUGCGAGGGCGAUCUUUUUGGGGAGCCCAGUUUUUUCAUCCGGGGCGACUGGGAAAUCGACGUGGUAGCGAGGACGGCAGUGGACGUCGCGGGGCUGACCGCGUCCGGGUUAGCGAGGAUGUACGAAAAAUUUCCCGGGUGGCUCACGAAAAUUCUAGAGACCGUACAGAGGAAGUGGGUGGUGAACGGAUGUCGGCACAUCGAGGCGGCGCACCGCUUUCUUUGCUCGUUGCCGCUGUUCCGCAGCGGCCCGCAGGGGGUGUUGCGCAAGCUGGCGCGCAAGGCCAUCUUCCGCGCAUACCACCCGCGUGAGUACAUCAUCCGCAGGCGCGACCUCGGCCGCGACAUUUUUUUCAUCGUCACGGGAAUAACCGAGGCCUUCUACGGACGCGAGACCAAAUCGCGCCAUGCCGACAUGCUUGCGCGCCCCAUCUCGCGCCUUGGUCCGGGUCAGCAUGUCGGUGAAAUCGAAUAUCUUUGCUUUCCGCCGGGUGCGCGCCCGCGCCGCCUUGAGUCCAUCCGCACGGUAACCGCAAGCGAGGUUUUGAGGGUGCGCGCCGCCGAUUUGGACAUGAUCCUAGCUAGUUUUCCCAAAGCGUACGAGGAUUUAAAGUACUUCGCGUUUGAAAGAAACGUGUCGAUGUGGAAUACGGCCAAGGCGGCAGCUUGCGGCCAUCCGGACUCGAUGCCGCAUAUCGCGCCGCGCAGGGGUGCGCAGCGCAAGUUCUCGCUCAUCAACUGCAAGGUUCCAGACAACAUCAUCUUGCGCAUUCUCGCGGACCUCGGACUCCGCGAUCUCGUGAAAUGCUGCCGCGUGUCGCGGCGCUGGAACAAGCUCGUGAAGGGCUCAGAAAAACUCUUUAGAGCGCUGGAUUUCCGCCCCCUUGCGCGGCAGUUAGACGACCGGACGCUUGUUUCAAUCGCGUGCCUUGCGGGUGCGCGCCCGCGCAUCGUCGAUCUUUCCGGUUGUUACCACAUUACGGACCGAUCGUUCUACCCCGCGAUGCGCGCAAUGGCGGCAUGCGGCAACUUGGCGCAGAUCUCGCUCUGCGACAACUGGAAUCUUUCACCCCGUGCGCUAAUAGAUCUUUGCACCAUGUGCGGCGCCGUGCGCAGGCUCGACCUCAGCAACUGCUCUGGCGUCACGAACACGGUGGUUCUGGAAAUUAUUUCCAACUGCCCUCUAUUGGAGGAGUUGGACCUCUCCUACUGCAAAAGAAUCACAGAUAAGACAAUGGCGCAGUUUGCGCGGUGGAAAAACCCGCAUCUCACAAAGUUGCGGCUUGCGCGCUGCACCGCAAUCUCCAAUACCGGAUUCUGCUACUGGUGCUCCGCCAACUUUCCCAACAUGCGCGAGCUCGUGUUGCGCGACUGCGUCUCAAUUUCCGACAGUGCGCUAUCCGCAAUUGCUGCCGCAUGCCGCAACCUCACUGCGCUCGAUCUAACUUUUUGUUGCAAGCUCUCCAACAAUGCGCUUGCCAUUUUGAGCUAUUUCUGCAAGGGUUUGCGCAACCUGAACUUGUCGUUUUGCGGCAGCGCAGUCAGCGACCGGUCUUUGGUGCAUCUUUUAUCAAUGCGGCGCAUGUCCAACUUGACGCUCACGGGGUGCGCACAGGUCACGCGCGAGGGGGUGUACUUGCUCGUUACGAACUGUGGGGCCUUGCGUAUGCUUGGCGUCGGCCAGUGCCCCUUGAUAGACACGUACCGCGGCGUUGCACAACCUGCGCUUAUCGGCGGCCAGGGGCGCGAGAGGUGCGCUUAUCUAAAAGGCGCCGCCAACCAGCGCAUCCGCGUCACUAUCCGCUCCUGA